Molecule: messenger RNA, 1591 nt
Organism: Thalassophryne amazonica
Lineage: Eukaryota; Metazoa; Chordata; Actinopteri; Batrachoidiformes; Batrachoididae
Product: ectonucleotide pyrophosphatase/phosphodiesterase family member 7-like
Exons: 5
Coding region: 100-1500 (466 amino acids)
Source: RefSeq, a predicted model, not a curated record
AAGACAGAAGACAGAACUCCAGGGUGUUCUGUUCUGAGACUUAAAGAAAUCCAACAGUUCAAGGAGAAACAUUUGUAAUCUGGAGUUAGGUAUUCAGUCAUGUUGGUGGUCUUCCUUGCCAUCCUGAGCCUCAGUGCCUGCUCCCCCGGUGCUGCUGCACCGCGACCUGGCGCCAUUUCUGGGCUGCAGUCGGUUGCCUCGGCACCAACCAGAAACAAGCUGCUGCUCAUCUCCUUUGACGGCUUUCGCUGGGACUACGACCGAGAUGUGGAGACCCCCAACCUGGAUCAAAUGGCUCAGGAUGGUGUGAAGGCAGCCUACGUAACACCGCCAUUCCUCACCAUCACCAGCCCCUCUCAUUUCACCAUGGUUACAGGGCGAUACAUCGAAAAUCAUGGAGUCAUCCACAACAUGUGGUUCAACACAACCACUCAGGAGAAGAAGCAGUACUACCAGGCACAGUUUGUGGAUUCCUACUGGGACAACGGCAGCUUACCCAUCUGGAUAACGGCUCAGAGACAGGGCCUAAAAACCGGCUCUCUGCAUUUUCCUGGCACUGCAGCCACGUAUGGAGGCGAAACUGUGAUGCUGAGGCAAGUGGAACCUCCUUUCUACAAUUAUUCCAAUGAGACGGACUGGAGGCUCAACAUUGACAAUGUGAUUGGGGAGUGGUUCCACAAACAGGACUUAGACUUUGUCACCAUGUACUUUGGAGAACCUGAUAUAUCUGGGCAUGAUUAUGGACCAGACUCCCCAGAACGGCGAGCAAUGGUUCAACAAGUGGACCGUACCAUAGGUUACAUCCGGGAAAAGAUCCAAGUCUCUAACCUCACUGACCGACUCAACAUCAUCAUCACUGCUGACCACGGGAUGUCUAGAGUUCUGCGAGGUGAAAUCAUUGACAAGAUUCUCCUCUCUAAGAUCCCUGGUUUCAGCUUCAAAGACAUCCAGUUCCAGGUGUUGGACUAUGGUCCCAUGGGGAUGCUGCUUCCAAAAGAGGGGAAACUGGAGAAGGUUUACCAGACUCUGAAAGGAAGCCACCCACACCUUCACGUGUUUAAAAAAGAGGAGAUGCCACCAAGAUUACACUAUAGCAGUCAUCCUCGAAUCCUGCCCAUCGUCCUGAUCGCUGACCCUGGAUACGUCAUCAAUGGGUUCUUACCUCUGCAUUACGUCAAAGGAGAGCAUGGCUUUGACAAUGAAGUGAUGGACAUGAAGGCCUUCUUCAGAGCUGUGGGGCCUGACUUCCAGAAGAACCUGUUGGUGGAUCCCUUUGAGUUGAUCCACCUCUACCCACUGAGCUGCCAUCUGCUGGGCAUAAAGCCGGAGGUCCACGAUGGGCUCCUGCACAUCACCAAGUCCAUGCUUGUCUCCGAGAUGAACCCUGGAGGAGAAUCUCCUGGGAGCACCCAUCGAACGGCGCUGCUUGUCGGCAUGGCAAUAGCCACUGGGUUUCUGGUGCUCGUGUUUGGUGUCCUCUACAAAAAGACAAAAUGCUGAAAUGUGUCUCAGAAUAAUGUGAAAAUCUUGAAGAUCCUGAUGAGCUCUAAUUCAAGUUAAAGUAGCAUUUAUUCCAGAACACAAAAGGUUG